GACUUGGUCCGUAACUACAGAGGGGAUGUUUGGGGCCACAACGGCCCAGGCGUGAUAACGAGAGUUCUGAAGGAGGCGUGCUCCACCUCGGAGGCUAGCAAAAUGUCAGCAGCCACAUGUAAUGGUUUUGCAGUGUACGGCCCGAGACUCUUCUAUCCCAUUGAAUGGCAGCGGGGAAAGGCAUACUUUGAAGUAGGGGAGUUACCGACUCCAGAUGCAUACGUCUACCAUAUCUGGAAUCACGUCACGCAAAAUUGUAGAGCAGUCAACGGCUCAUUAUACGAAGUGUUAGUCAAGAAAUACUGUCCUACUGUCUAUAGAAUUUAUCGGGAGGAUUUUGAAUAA
Chilo suppressalis (striped riceborer) is the source of this 345-nucleotide messenger RNA. The record is from the annotation of a GenBank genome assembly. Lineage: Eukaryota; Metazoa; Arthropoda; Insecta; Lepidoptera; Crambidae.